Molecule: messenger RNA, 753 nt
Organism: Paraglomus brasilianum
Lineage: Eukaryota; Fungi; Glomeromycota; Glomeromycetes; Paraglomerales; Paraglomeraceae
Source: the annotation of a GenBank genome assembly
AUGUCUUUCAAUUCAUUAGACGGCCCGUUGCAGCAAACAGAAAUGUUCUUGCCAUUUUGCAAGCAUCAAGAUCAGGGGCCUUGUGAGUCGUGCCAACUGGCAGACAGAAUGGUGUGUAAUCUCUUCAGAAGACAACUCCCUCAAUAUACAUUCGACCAACUUGUCGGCAGCGUUAUCUCACCAACAAAGAGACCAAUGAACUCAUUCAUGAUUUUUCGUAAAGCGCUUACUCGAUAUCUUCAUGAAAUCAAUCAAGCUGGCAAACUUAUAAACGGAAAAGUGAUAAGCUUGAUAGCCACAAAGCUUUGGAAGCAGAUGGAUAGCGGACAGAAGAAAAGAUACAUUGAUCUAUCGACACGCCUGGAAGGAACCCAUAAAAGUGAGCGUAAGAGCUUACAAUAUCGUUCAAAGAAAGGUGCACAAAUUUGGAGGUGCAAUACUCCGGAAACGCUUCGACACGCAGAAACUAAAAAGAUUAGUAAAAGAAGAAAUAAAAAACAACCGAAAGGUUCAGCCAAAAAGGACGCUAAUGACAGCAAUAAUAACCCUAAAGACGCACUUAAAAACAUGCCUGAUCAUAACAACGAUUUAUGUAAUCCUUAUAUCACAGACCCAUUCCUUACGGACGAAUCUAAUCUUAUAGAUGCACCAUACUAUGAACCGACGCUGGAUAUAUUUUAUGGAUUUCAAGAUGAAUCGUGGGCAGCUUCAACUGAAUAUGACCAGUACGGCAUAAUUGACGGACUCUUUAGA